AUGGUUUGUGAUACUUUGACAAUUGACAAUUUCGGCCAACCAGUACAUAUAGGCACCGGCGAAUUGAAUGCGCAAGAUGCGUACGACUGUCUCCGAGCUAUACCUUUCGACGCGGGAAAAGGUGUCACCUUCGUUCAAGAAGCACGGAAGCAUCUCGAGUGGCAAUCCAACAUCGAUUCUCUGAGAGACCCUCCUUCGCCUGCUGCGACUGCCUUCGGCCACGUAGAUCUGCUACAAGGUCUGUCAGACAUUGAACAAAAGGCUCAAGCCAAGGGCUACGCUAGUCAGGUCGACUUUGACACCGCAAUCAGAACCCUACUCAGCUCUGCUAAUGAUGGACAUCUUGGUAUUGCUGGCCUAUGCACAGACAGCAUAUUUUCCUUCCGUUUUGAUACCAUCCUGGUCUCAGUAGCCAACUCUAGUACUUCCGCACCAGGGGUCUACGAAUAUGACUCCCUCGGAUCGGGGAAUGAUAGCGACACGGCCAUCUCACCAAUAUCAACCAUUGACGGUCGCCCUGCUGCUGAGUUCCUGAGCGAAUACGCCUCCCUCAUAACUUUGCGAGAUGCUGAUGCGCGAUACAAUGCGCUAUUUGCGUCAGCCGCACGUCAUGGCGGUGUACAGACCCUGCGAGGAAUGUUCCGGUCCCUGAAUACCCUGUGGACUGGAUAUCCUGUUCUUAACUAUACAUAUGCCAACGGCACUGAGAGUAGUUGGCAUACGGCGGCUUUUCUUAACAGUAACCCAAGCCGGUGGAACUAUACUACCGGUGAUGAGCUCUUCGACGCAUUCUGUGCGCCGGCAAUUAAGCCAUCAUCAACCUCUAACGAAACCACAUCAUCGAACUCCACCAGUCCGGAGGAGCCGUCUACGGCACCCACUCAGACAGCUUUCUCGGAAGCAUAUCCCAAGCCUGUUGUACGCGAUCCAUUCAAUACGCUUGCAGGAUUCUACCUUCCUGCUCCAUAUGACGAUACUGCGGUGCUCUUCAUUCCAGACUUUCACACCGAUGGCGAAGACGUCUACACAGGAUUAGCACUACCGGACGACGAACCAGCCAACUUUGGAAAGGCUGCCGCCGAGUUUAUCUCUCGUGCCAAAUCCGACAAGAAAAUGCGUCUCGUCAUUGACCUCACAGGUAACGGUGGCGGGACCAGCCUCCAGGGAUUCAACCUCUUCAAGCUCUUCUUCCCCACUACGCCGAUCUAUAACGGGAACCGCUAUCGCAAUCACGACUUCUCACGUCUACUCAUGAAGUCACUUGACACUUACGGUGAGGACUACACUGACGAGUUCACUUACCCUCUCGCCCGCCACUUCGCCUGGCAAGGUCAAGUCUCACCAACCCAAACUGCCCUGGACUGGACCUCAUACCGCAAUUUCACUGGUGGAGAAACGUCGAACCUGACCGCGCUCACGUCCUUUCAGAAUUUUACCGCGAAUUCAAACCCGGCUCUUCCAGUUCAAGGCUACUCAAACGCCACCACAACAUUCACAUCCGCGCCUUUCGCACCAGAGGACAUCCUGAUCGUCACGGACGGCUACUGUGCCUCUACCUGCUCGAUCUUCGUAGAUCUGAUGACCUCGCAAGGUGGCGUAAACAAGACACUUGUCUUUGGCGGUCGUCCACCUUCCUCCUCCCGCGAGUCCAACGAAUCCAUCAAACCCAUGCAACUCGUUGGCGGCACUCGUGGCACCGAACAAUACGACUGGGCCACCCUGGCCGAUGUGGCCGGUGGGGCGCUCGACUAUGCCCAGGAGCGCCUCAACGCAAGCAAGCCCACGCUAUCAGAGGAGGAGAUUGCACGGUUCAAGGAGCUGAUGCCCCUUCCACCCUCUGAGUUCCCGCUGCAGUUCCAGAGCGGUAGUGUGAAUCUGCGCAACGGAUACGACAAGGGCAGUGAUGUGCCGUUGGAGUUUGAGAGCCUGGAGGCGAAGUGUCGCCUGUACUAUACCAAGGAGAAUAUUCUGGAGCCCGCGACAACCUGGCGGGACGCGGUAGAUGCGGUCUGGGGCGGGAAAAGCUGCGCAGCUGUGGGCGGUGGUGGUGUAGAUGGAGAUCGAUCGCAGAGUCAGUCGAGCCAGGAUGAGACGCAAAGUAACAGAGCCUCCGCUAUGACACGUGGAGGUCCAGGAGUCGGGGCGGCCGUAUUGUUCACAGCGGCGUCCAUUGCUGCCGUCGCAACUGUACCGGGGUGGUAG
Cyphellophora europaea CBS 101466 is the source of this 2202-nucleotide messenger RNA. RefSeq lists its product as uncharacterized. Bases 1 to 2202 code for a protein of 733 amino acids. Gene Ontology annotation, molecular function: serine-type peptidase activity. The record is from RefSeq and is a predicted model, not a curated record. Lineage: Eukaryota; Fungi; Ascomycota; Eurotiomycetes; Chaetothyriales; Cyphellophoraceae. Gene Ontology annotation, biological process: proteolysis. The transcript has 4 exons.